GCGGCGAGAGAGGGGAAGACAGGUUAACAGGAGCGAUGUAGAGAGAGAAACCAUCAAUCUCUCUUUCUCUAUAUAUAGAGAGAGAGAGGUUUUUGGGUGGGUUUCUUUUCGCUGCGAAGGUUCAAGAAAAGACCAAACCGUUUCUCUAAAACCUCCAUCAUCAUUUAGUUUUGUCUCAAACUUCCGAAUUUCACGUCGUUAUAUCUUUCAGAUAUAGAAAUAUAGAUAUAAAUACAGCAUUACAGAUAUACAAUUUCCAUAUGUCGCUUCAUGCACCUCCAAACCUUUCCAAAUCAAACCAUUCACAUAAUAAAACCCCCUCUUAACAUACUAGUAAUUCCAACUCUAAACCCUCCUUCUCUCUCAAGAAUUUCACAUGUUCGUGAAGCCCUUUUCUGCCGAAACCCUUUCGAAGUCAUUGGGUCUCUGAAAGUUCUUCUGGGUUUUGAUAUAUAAUCUUCUUGGGUCUUGUAUAAUUUGUGUAUAUAUCUUGAUCACAUAUAUGGGCGAUCUUCAACUUUGUUGUCGACAGCCAAACGGCCUCGUAUUGGAAGAUCACCUGUUCCCACCGUCUUUCUCGCCGCCUCCGUCGCCGUCGGCGUCAUCUAACCCCGACCCAUCGUCAGUUCAAGACGAUAGUUGGGUGGUAGCUGAAAAGACGGCCCAAGAAGUGGUGUGUUGUGUUCAAUCCACUAUAGCUUCUGAUAAGAAGAGGGACGAUGUCAUUGAAUACGUACAUAGACUAAUCAGAUGUCUUGGAUGCGUGGUCGUCCCAUAUGGAUCAGUACCACUAAAAACCUAUCUUCCUGAUGGAGACAUUGAUCUGACUGUUAUCAGCAAGCCUAAUGUUGAGGAUGCUUUAGCUAGGGAUGUAAUUGCUAUGUUGCAGGGAGAGGAGCAGAAUAAAAAUGUGGAGUAUGAAGUGAAGGAUACCCAAUUCAUCGAUGCUGAGGUUAAACUUGUGAAAUGCCUUGUAAAUAACAUGGUAAUAGAUAUCUCCUUCAAUCAGUUAGGAGGACUUCGUACACUAUGUUUUCUGGGACAGGUUGAUCGCCUUAUUGGCAAAAAUAAUCUCUUUAAGCGUAGCAUUAUUCUGAUAAAAGCUUGGUGCUACUAUGAAAGCCGUAUUCUAGGUGCUCAUCAUGGUCUAAUUUCUACAUAUGCGUUGGAAACAUUGGUCCUAUAUAUCUUCCAUGUGUUUCAUUCAUUCUUAAAUGGCCCUCUAAUGGUUCUCUAUAGAUUUUUGGAUUAUUUUAGCACAUUUGAUUGGGAGAACUAUUGUAUCAGUUUAAAUGGUGCAGUUUGCAAAGCUUCCCUGCCUGAUAUAGUUGUUGAGAUGCCAAAAAAUGGGGGUAAUAAUUGGAUGCUUAGUGAAGAGUUUCUUAGAAACUGUGUGGACGUGUUCUCAGUUCCAUCAAGUGAGACAAACUUGCGAGCAUUUCCCCAAAAACAUCUAAACAUAAUUGAUCCAUUGAGAAAAAAUAACAACCUUGGACGCAGUGUCCACAGAGGCAAUUUCUAUCGAAUAUGCAGUGCUUUCAAGUAUGGGGCUCACAAGCUUGGUCGAAUCCUUUUGUUACCAAGAGAGAGAAUCGCAGAUGAGAUCAAGAAGUUCUUUGCUCACACCCUGGCGAGGCAUGGAAGUAAAUGUGAAGCUGAUGUGCAAAAUACUGUAGUAACAGCUUGUGCUAAUGAGUCUUCCACUUUGUCAUCGUCAUUUCAUUCAGAUUCAUUUUCUGAGGAUAAGAUGCAUUUAAAAUCUUCAAAUUUUGAUAUUGGCAAUAAUAUAUCGGAGAUGGAAGAUAAACUUUCGGUGUUCAGAAAUGACCAAGACAUAAACUCCAUGGAAGUCAUUUCUACACAGGUUGUGUCAGAAACAGGAUUUUUGAUAGAUGGAACUGCUGUUUUUGGUUAUAGUUUAGAUGGGGAUGCCAGUUUGGCAAUUGCAAAUGAAACAUCCGAUUGUUCAUCUCCAGUCAGAAAUGACCAAGACAGAAACUCCAUGGAAGUCAUUUCUACACAGAUUGUGUCAGAAACAGGAUUUUUGAUAGAUGGAACUGCUGUUUUUGGAUAUAGUUUAGGUGGGGAUGCCAGUUUGGCAAUUGCAAAUGAAACAUCCGAUUGUUCAUCUCCAAGUAGCAACUUUAGUAGUUCUCUUUCUGAGCAAUUUCACUUUGUACCUUUUUUCUAUAUCUCUAGGUUUUCUACAGAAUGUAGGAAGUUCAGAAACAGGAACUUGUUCCAAGAACGUGCAACAAUUGAUGAGAGGAUGCCCUUUACUUCAAGGGUGGAACACAGAGAGAAAGACGUGGCAGUCUUUUCAUGUUAUAAUAAUCAAGCGGGUGUGAUCUCCAGUAGUCCACCAAUCUCUUGCCCGGAUGCCAAUAUCUCAGAAAGUUUGCCCCUUAAUAUUAAGGAAAGGGACUUAGUUGGCAUUGCUGGAGGUUCAGAAACUUUGAAUUCCUUGUCAGACCUCAAUGGAGAUUAUGAUAGUCACAUAAGGAGCCUGCAGUAUGGUCUGUGUUGCCAUGGAUAUGCUUUAUCAGCACCUGAACUAACUCCUCCAACUUUGCCUUCUCAGUUCCAGAGAAAGAAGCCUUGGGAUACUGUUCGUCAGUCCAUGCCACUCAUGCAGAAUUCCUUUUCUCGAACCAACACAAAUGGUGUGGUCUUGCAUGAUGUAAAGAGCCCUGUGAACCACCCCACAACAUCCAGUCUUGCUGCCUUCAGUUCAGAAGGAAAACAUAAACCACUAGGAAUUGGCACAUACUUUCCCCACAAGAACUGGCCUUCACCAGGGAGGGGAAGUAAGGGUUCAAGGAAUAUUGGUCAGUUGCAGAGACGCACAUGUAAUAAUGGCUUAGCUCCCAUUCUGUCUAAGAGAAACUCAGCUGAAGAAGGCAGUCUUGGGAGCUUAAAUUCAGAGUCCCAGGCUCCAGGCCCUGUAAAGUCGGGGAUAUCACGCGAAUCUCACAUGUUUGGUAAUUCCCAUGCCAAUGGUGUCCCUGUUUCAUCUCAAAAAUUUGAAUUUGGGUCACUUGGGCAUCUGGAAGAAGAAUACAGCACUUCUCAUAAUUGGGGCUCUACUCAAAGCCUGGCGGUACAGAGUUCAAAACCAGUCUCGGGUUGUAAUAAAAAAAAGGUUGCAGGGCAGUCGUAUCAACUUAAGAAUGAAGAUGACUUCCCCCCUUUGCCCUCUGGAUGCCAUCGGUAAGGUAAUCAAUUCAAACUAAGAAUGGAAAAAGGUCGCCGAGAUAAUAGAAUCUUCCAUGGCAACACUGUUAUGAGGCAAUAAACAAGAGAUGCUAAAAAACCAAACCAAGCUAUAGGGAGUGCAAUGUUUUCUUCUCUUUCGUAUUUCUUUUUUUUUUUUUUUU
This is a messenger RNA of Cornus florida, 3377 nucleotides long. RefSeq lists its product as uncharacterized. Lineage: Eukaryota; Viridiplantae; Streptophyta; Magnoliopsida; Cornales; Cornaceae. Bases 503 to 3214 code for a protein of 903 amino acids. The record is from RefSeq and is a predicted model, not a curated record. The transcript is spliced from 9 exons.